Messenger RNA from Habropoda laboriosa, 477 nucleotides. RefSeq lists its product as uncharacterized. NCBI's taxonomy places the organism in Eukaryota, Metazoa, Arthropoda, Insecta, Hymenoptera, Apidae. Bases 104 to 340 code for a protein of 78 amino acids. The transcript has a single exon. The record is from RefSeq and is a predicted model, not a curated record.
UUUGUUGUUACGCGUAAGAUUAUUAUUACUGAUCCCCUAAUAUCGUUCUAAAUAAAAUCAAGUUUGUGAUCAUUAAACGUGAUAUUUUAAUUGAACUAUCAAAAUGCCAGGAACACCGAUGAAAGAAGAAAAUGACACUCUGGAGAAACUGCAAUCAACGGAACGCCCUCCGAUUGAAAAUUGUGAACCCGUUGUGCGGGAAAUAACGCAAACUGAUAGAUUAAAUAAAAAGUUACUGGUAUCGCUUUUGGAAAGAAUGAAUAAAUCGAGUGGUGAAUUUGAUAAGUUUAUGGAAAAGGGUAACACCAGUUGCGAUUCUCAAGAUGAUACUGAAUUUUAAAUGAAACGUAAAUGCGUCCUGUUACAAAACAUAACCUACAUACCACUGACCGGCAAGAUUACUGUUACAAUUGUACAAUUACCAAGGAACGAAUAUUGCUCGAGUAAGAAGAAGAAGGUUCGAUAGUUUCUUGUCCU